This is a messenger RNA of Sclerotinia sclerotiorum 1980 UF-70, 2877 nucleotides long. RefSeq lists its product as hypothetical. NCBI's taxonomy places the organism in Eukaryota, Fungi, Ascomycota, Leotiomycetes, Helotiales, Sclerotiniaceae. Gene Ontology annotation, biological process: signal transduction. The transcript is spliced from 3 exons. The record is from RefSeq and is a predicted model, not a curated record. Bases 1 to 2877 code for a protein of 958 amino acids.
AUGAUUCACAAGUUCUGGAAUGUCAGGUUGGCAUCUCCGCAGGAUGUACAAGAAGCUCCCCAGGAAUCGGAUGCUACGACGGAUGAGGAAGAUCGAAACACUGUGCGACUCGAGGAAGAGAGAAUGGAAGAGAAGGUCUACAAGAUCUGGAGUGUAUUAUCGACAUUCGAAGAAUCCUCUGCAGCCUGUAUAUCCGACAUGCUUCUACAUGUGAGCAAUGGUGCAUAUAUGGAUGGUGUAAUGGUGGCAAAGAAGUUCAUAUGGCAUGUUGAUAUACUUUUCUGUUCUGCAGAUAAGUUGGAUAGCAUAAUGAUGAGGGACGGUUCAAAGGGACUUUCAUAUUCGCGCGAAGCAAAGUUAUUAUGCAAGAAAAUUGUGGCAUUUUUCUCACUUCUGUCCAAGACUCAGGAGACAGGAGUUCGGAAACUUGGCGUUACACAAGAACUUCUUGCAUUGGUAACUGGUUUGGCUCACUAUCUGAAAUUAUUAAUUCGAAUUUGCCUUCAAGGCGCAUUGAAGGUCGAACGAGAUCAAAAGGAUCCUGAAGGCCUUCACCAAUUCCUUGAUGACCUAGGUGAUAUGGAUGCAAUCAAGAAUGAUGAAAGAUCCUUAGAAGCCACUACAGGAACUCCUGGCCUUUCUGCGCCGAAUUCGGAUUCGUGUAUCAAAUGUCAUAAACCAAUUGAGGAUGAAUGUGCUCGGUUCGAAGAAAGGAGAUGUCAUCUGACAUGCUUACAAUGCUCCAAUUGUGAGCGAGACCUUUCUCAGAACCUCGACGACAUCAGGUUUAAUGAUGUAGAACAACGAGUUUACUGUAAUGAUUGUCAAAGUCCCGCUCUGAAUGUGGUAUCAGGAUUUGUGCGAGUGACGAGGUUACAACAGUAUGUCUUCCUCUUGAGAGUUGCUUUAGCUCGACUCCUCGAAAUACUACGAUCCAAGGGUACUCUUCCACAUACUUCGGAUGACCCAAACCUGAAUGGUUAUAAUUCGAGUGAAGGUCACAAGGUACCUUCCGAUGACGACCCUCCUAUGUUGAGGUCUGAAGCACGUUCCAAAUCAUUCGGAGGUCCAGUUGAUGAGAACCCACGUGAAUCAUCCUACGAGAAUACUUUGAAUGACGUAAGGCGACUACGAAGUACUCGUAUGGACAAGCAUCUGUCUUCAACCAUCAAAAAAGCGAGAACAUCGCGGAUAAUGGAUGGUGUUGACGGUAAGAGACCAGGUUCUGCAGGUGCCGAUGGAUCUGAUUCGAGGAACAACGAAUUUCAAGUAGUGGAAGAUCGCGAUGGGAAUGGCGAGUCAAGAACCGAAUUAAUGUUUGGACAUCAAGACGCUCUCACCCUGGAUGAUAUUCCUAGAAUCGUGGCUGCUGAACAAGCAAAGGAACAAAGACCGAACGCAUAUAAACAUGCUCGUCAUGAACUUUUCCGAACAUCUAUUACCGAACCUAAACUCAUCAACGGUCAUCAAAGAACUUUCUCUGCCGGGAAUGACUUGGAUGCACAAACACAACGUCAACAACAGAGAGUUGCUGGGAAGAAAUACUUCUCGGAAUUAUCUGCUUUGGAAUACUUCAUCGUACGUCACGUUGCGGUGAUCGCGAUGCAACCCAUGCUGGAUGGUCACUUUACCAUGGAAGAACUUCUUAACUUGAUCGAGACUAGAAAACCUACGUUCUGGGGUAAGAUGGGCAAAGCUUUCAAGAAUGAUGGCAAAAAGACAAACGUUAAGAAGAAAGGAGUCUUUGGAAUACCGCUUGAGGUUAUUGUCGAAAAAGAUGGCGCGGAAUCGACAGAUGGUGUUGGUCCUGGAGCUCUCAAGAUUCCUGCUCUUGUCGAUGAUGCAAUUGCUGCCAUGAGAAAGAUGGAUCUUUCAGUUGAAGGUGUUUUCAGAAAGAAUGGCAACAUUAGAAAACUAAAUGAAACAGUCAAGGAGAUUGAUAGUGGGGGAUGUGAUGCGGUGGAUUUAAGUCGACAAAAUGUCGUACAAGUCGCUGCUCUACUCAAGAAAUACCUUCGAGAUCUACCGGAUCCUUUACUGACCUUCAAACUUCACAAUCUAUUCAUCGCUUCGCAAAAGAUAGCCGAUGAAGAUAAGAGGCGUCGGGUGUUGCAUCUAACAUGUUGUUUACUUCCAAAGGUACACAGAGACUGUUUGGAAAUUCUCUGCUCCUUCUUUAAUUGGGUUGCAUCAUUCCAUCAAGUCGAUGAAGAAUCUGGAUCGAAGAUGGAUACUCACAAUCUUGCCACGGUUAUCGCACCGAAUAUCAUAUAUACGAAUGCUAAGUCACCUGUUGAUGAUAACUUCCUUGCAAUUGAGGUCGUUCACACACUUAUUGAGUGUAAUGAACAAAUGUGUGAAGUGCCAGAAGAUCUCCAAUCAAUACUCAACGACCCAAUCCUCUUUAAUAAUACAUCCGACAUAACCACCAAAGAAAUCCUUAAACGUUAUGGUGACAUCAGCGCUAGUGGUGGCGUCCGUCAUCAAGUUGAAACUACCGAAGGUUCAGGUCACAGAGAUGGUAGUGGUCGACCUCUAGCACCAGUUGUUACCAGAGUCGAUGUUGAUCCUGCACAUCCUGCUUGGCAGAAAGAAAGUAGCGUCAGGCAUGUACAAGAUCCUCCAAUACUCCAAGCGGGAUAUAAUCAAAAUACGCCACCAAACCAACAAUGGCAAGGGGUUGAAGGUGCGGAAAUACAACAUCCAGCGGCUGUUUAUAGAGAACAACAGAAUAGAACCCCGGAUAAUGCACAUGGACAUGGACAUGGGGAGAGAGGCGCAGGUGGUGAUAGGGAUAGGAGGGAAUAUAGAAAUAGUGGGUGGGGACCUGGGAGACCACCGCAGAAUGGAGGGGUAGGUGUUACAGGUGCUGGAUAA